Messenger RNA from Blepharisma stoltei, 3387 nucleotides. The record is from the annotation of a GenBank genome assembly. NCBI's taxonomy places the organism in Eukaryota, Ciliophora, Heterotrichea, Heterotrichida, Blepharismidae.
AUGGAAGAAUCGUUUCGACGUAAUUUAUCUCAGGGAGAUUCACAAGAGGAUGGGGUCGAGUAUGCUCCUAGUGAAGAGGUAGAGGUCGCUAAUCAGCUGCGAGAAAAAGUUAGAUCACAAGCCCAAAGACUUAGAAACUUACUACCUUUUAGUAUAAAAUAUAGGUCCAGGGUGUUAAGGUGUUAAGGUGUUAAAAUAAUGAACUGAAAAUAAAAUAUUAUAAGCUUUAUGGUUUUGAGAGUUAGAGCAAUAUAAAAUCCUAUGUGAAAAAAGAAUUUCAGAGUUUUGUCCAAAUCACCCUUUCCCUGUUAACCCUGAUCAUCUCGGGAAAUUCCCAGAAGGCUAUAGCCCGCAGAGCUCUCAAUCCAAAAGAGAAAACAAAUCACCACAAAUGAAAGUCCCUCUAGCUGAAAAUUACACAUUCCCUCCACCCACAACUCAGUUAACUUUAAAUCAACUACAAGAACUCUAUGCAGCCAUUUACUACCAGCAUAGCGAUGUCCUAAAAGAAAAGAAUAAUCUCGAAGAGAGCUUAAGGGCAGAAACCCUCCUCUCAGAAGAACAGCGAACUUACAUAGAAGUUCUCAAGCAAGCAUUGGAGGCAAAAAUGGAAAACCUAGGAAUUUCUCAUCGUGACAUUGACGCUUUUGUUGACUUUACCAAUACUAAAACGACUACUGACAACACAAGAAAAGAGAUCUCCAAGCUACAAAGUAUAAUUGCUGACCAAGAAGCACACCUCACAGCCAUGUCUGAGCAGCUUAAAAAGAAAAACGAAGAAAACAAUAAUCUUUUGAUUGAGAGGUCUGAAUCACACAAGCACCUUGAAGCAGCUGCUGAAUCCCUUGCUUUUGCAGAAGAAGAGCUUAAUAAACUAGAAGAUGAGAAAAAUGCACUGUUAGAGUACGCUGAGGAAUUUUCACAUAAGGAAAAAGAGUUUAAAGAGGAGUAUGAAAAAAUUUUGAAAGAGAAAAUGGAGCUUGAAGAAAAUUUUUUGAAGGUCAGACAAAUAUUAAGCCAAGAGCAGAGUAUGAAAUCGAUGGUAGAAGAUGAGCUUGAAAUUGUGAGGAGGGAUAAAAGCAAGAUUGAUGGAGAAGCAAAGAGUUCAAGUGAAGAGAAUUCCCGUUUGAGUGAGAAAAUAAGGAAACUCUCUGCAGAAAUUGAAGAUGCAAAGCAGCAAAUUCAAAAUUUGACGAAUAAAAAUGAGUCACUGCAAGCCAAUAGCUCAACUUUGUCAAAUACACUUAGAGAAACACAAGCAGAAUUAGAUGCCUUGCAAGAAAACUAUAAUUCACUGCUUAGAGAGCGAAAUAAUUUAAAAGAAUCGCUAGAAGCUUCUGAAAGCAGCAUCAAAGAGCUUAAAAUCAGUAAAAAGAAAUCCGAAGAAAAAGCCCAAGAGCUCGAAGAAAGCUUAAUUUACAAAGAACGAGAAUUCCGACAGAUGCGAGACUCUUUAAACACAAGCAAAGAAGACGAUCUUCGGCAGUCAGUCAGGCAGAUUGACGGCCUUCAAAAAGAACUCCAAAAAGCCUGGGGCGAGCAGCAAGAAGCUUUAAAGCGAGAACUCGCAAUUGCAGAAGAAAUAAGCGAGCUCCAAAGUAAACUUUCCGACAAAGAAGAAGAAAUAGAAAAAAUCAAAAAAGAAGCCCAAGCUCUAAAAAAAGAAAAAAAUGAAAACAGAAUUGUCACAGAAAACACCCAUCAAGAACUUGUCAGAAUGGCCCAUGAGAAGGAAGAAUUAGAAGCAGAGCUGCACAGAGUAGAAAUAAAAUUGAGCUCUGAGCAGUGUUCGCAUAAACUGUCACAAGAUGAGGCUGCUAAUUUUAAAGCUAAAUUAGAAGAGCUUAACCUUGAACUGCAAAAAAUGGAUGAGAUGGUUAGGGAUAGGGACAAUUAUAUUGAUGAUGCAAAUUAUGAAAUUGAGCUGCUGAAAAAGGAAUUUCAGCAGGCACGUGAGGAGGCAGAUUCUGAAAGACAAGGGAAAACUGCAGCAAGUGAAGAACUGGGUGGUUUGCGGCAGGAAAUUUCAAGAGUUACUGCUAGUCUGCAAGAAAAAGAAAAGGUUGCGAAGAGUGCUAAGAGCUGCUUAUCUACCAUUUCUGGAUUUCUGUCUAGUUUUGGCUCUAUUUGUGCUUCUGCGUCAACUUAUUCCUCUACAAUUAGUCCUGCUUUCAAAAAUUUUCUAAUGAAAUACAAUGAAAAUCACCCAGAAAAUACUCAGCUUCUUGAAGACUGGGUUUUGUCUACCUGCAAAGAGCUUGAACUGCUAAUCAGAAGCUACUCUGACCUGAAGCAGGAAUCCCAAGUCACAGCCCAAAAAUUGCUUUUGUUACAGCAGCGUUAUGAUGCUUUAUCAAUUGAUGACGCAGCUCUAAAGGAUAGAGAAAGAAACCUCAGGUCAGAAGUUGAAGCCUUAGUUGAGGAGAAAAAUAAGCUUGAAAUUGACAGAGAAAGCAGCUUUAACAAGUCAAGGUCUUUCCAAAACGAAGCAGGAGCUCUUAAGAGAGACCUGCAAAGCUUGAAUGAAGAAAAUAAUAAGCUUAAAGACCAGCUCAAAUAUAGUGCAUCAGAAACAAUUAAAUGGAGAACCACUGCAGAAAGUGAUGUUUUCGCACUAAAAAUGCUUGAGGACAAAGCAAAUCAGAUCCUAAAAGAAAAAAAAGGGCUGGAAGGAUUCUUAAAAAUGCUGCAAGCAUCUAUACCUUACAGUGAUCUGCAAUUGAUAUUAGUAGAAAUGAUGAAAACGCAUGGGGACAUAGAAAUAUGUGAAAGAGAAAGGAUAAGGAUUGAAGGGCAGUUGAUAGCUUUGGAAAAUGAGCUGACAUUUCUCUUGACUAACGAGCAAAAGUAUUAGAAAAUCCCAUUAAGUUAUAUAAAAUUUGAAUAUAAGUUUUUUAACCCUUUGGCUUAUGAACAGAAAACUUUUGCUCACAAGCCAAAAGCAGAGUAAGAAGCAGCAUUGGUUUAAGCCAAGAAGAAAAUGCCAUUAACGCUAGAAGAGAAAUAGAAGCCAUGAGAUCUCAACUCGAUAGAAUUGAAGCACAGAUCCAGAAUUAUAAAAGAAAAAUGGUAGGUUUAGAAGGCGAGCUUAAAGAGUGUGGGAACAUAGAGCGGAGAAAGCGUUAUAAAAAUCCAGAAAAAGAAUUCGAGAUAAUUCAAGCACAAGAGCAAGCUGAUACAAUAAGAGUCAACUUCGAGCCAGAAUCAAGCCUUAAGAGGAUCUUGGAAAGAGCUGAAGAAAGCUCUCAUAAGAUAGUGAGAUACGACCCUUUGAUUUCGCCUCAGUUUGCGCCGAAUAUUGAAUCUCGACUUAUGAGAGCUUCUCCAAGCUCUUUUAAAAAUCGUCCUUUCAAUCCUCUCCGUUCCACAAAGAGCGAAAUUAUUUAA